AUGGAUUGUGUAGUAACAAUAACAAUUGAUAAUGAUAUCAUUGGUGAUCCGGAUAUCGAAUGUCUUGAUGAAGAAAUUCGUAUUUUUAUUAAAACACGAAAAAUUUUCAACGGUCGAAUUUAUGCAAAAGGAAAAGCAGAUAAUGCAGCAUGCGCAAAGGAUAAUUUUGCUCAAGAAAGAACCAAAAAGCCACAUAUGUUUUUAAAAUUUGGAACAUGUGGUAUGAAAAGUUUACGAUCUAUUGAUCCUCGAGGAAUGUAUUAUGGAAUUACCAUAGUCGUUUCAUUUCAUACGCUAUUUAUCACAAAAGUUGAUCAAGCAUUUCAUGUCAAAUGUUUUUUCGAAGAAGCUAGCCAUGGACUUACUGCUAAAUUUGGUGUUAGCAUGAUAGCAACGACAGAAGUGGAAGCACGUCAUCCUAUUCCAGGUUGCUCAUAUAGCAUCCAUGCAAGUAGUAUUGAUGAUCUUGAAGCUGGAAAACCUGCUGGUCCUAUAAUUAUAUAUGCUCGAGUUGGUGAUCGAGUCCUUCAUCAAUGGCAUUGUGAUGAUCAAAUGUAUGGUAUACUUAUUAAUAAUUGUUAUGUUACGGAUGGAUUUGGUAAACGUACCGAAGUUAUUGAUUCAAAUGGGUGUUCAAUUGAUCCAAUUCUCAUUAGCGGUAUUCGAUAUUCAGCGGAUUUGCAACGAGCUUAUGGAGAAAGUAUGGUAUUUAAAUUUGCUGAUCGACCAGGCGUUUGGUUUUUUUGUGAAAUUCAAAUGUGUAUGAAAAAGGAAGGAAUGUGUCGAGGAAUUACGCCACCAUCUUGUGCAUUACAAACUGGAAAUAUCAUAUAUGAUGGUAGGGAAGAGGAAGAGGAAAAAGAGGUGCAAAAAGUUUCCGGAAGAAUAAAACCGUUAUCAUCAGCAUCUGCGAAAUCGGUGAAGAAAGAACAAAGAGAAAAAAUAGAAAAUUCGGAAGAAGAUGAAUUAGGAUCUAACGAUGGAUCAGUGGAUGAAUAUUUCGAAGAGCAUUCUAGAUUUAAUUCGAAUAAUGCGAUUGAAAAUGAAGAAAGUGAUGGAAUUUAUGAUGAAUUAGAAAUUACCGCAACAACGCAAAGUAGUCGAAGUGAUGGACAUUUAAGAAUAAUUGCAAAACAAAAAACAUCAACAACAACAACACCUACUAAAACAUUAGUAACGACCGUUUUCGAAACUACUGAUGAUUACAGUGUUGAAAGCAAAAGCGAUGAUAAAAAAAUUGGAAAACCGGCUGCCGAAAGUAAUGUUUGUAAUUAA
Molecule: messenger RNA, 1275 nt
Organism: Acanthocheilonema viteae
Lineage: Eukaryota; Metazoa; Nematoda; Chromadorea; Rhabditida; Onchocercidae
Source: the annotation of a GenBank genome assembly